UAUGCCACGGUAAUUAAAAGAACCCCGUGUUUAAAAAGAGUUUAAACUACUCGCAAAUCGCAUUCAUUCAUCCCCACAUCAGCGACGAGCUUUGUUGCUGCAUUAAAAUCUUAAUUGGUUUAACUAGUGGCGCUGACUGUCGCUCUUUACUCCUCCUCUAAUCGUCGCCGACAAUAUUGACAUUUUCUGCGAAAGAUGCAUCAACCACGCUAUAGUCCAGCACCAAUUGUGCCCCCCACAAUGAAUCCCAUGACACAUCCGGGUGUUGCCAUGAGACCACCACUGCAGCAGCCACAAAUGCGUCCUCAAAAUUUUUCAAAUGGAAGUUCUUCUACACCGGCCGCCACCCCAGUUGCCGCCGCUGUACCGCCUCCACCACCGCGUAACGUAUAUCCGGGAGCUCCGCCCCCAGCUCCUACGGUCACCAUAAAAGGGGUUCAUCGUCCGCCAGCCAUGACUAGUCCAGCAACAGCUGCUGCUGCUGCCGCCGCUGCGGCAGGUGGUUUAGCUGGGGCUCAAUAUCGCGGUGCUACUUGGACACCCCAAGGCUAUACACCGGCCGCAGCUGCAGCAGCGGCUGCUGCCGCCGUUGCUCAACAGGCUGCCUAUCGCUAUACAGCACCAUUGCCACAGCCAACAUAUGCCGCCUAUACGCCGCAUACAACAACUACACCAGCAACAACAACGUACGGUCAGCGGGUGCCCACAGCCACUUCACCAAGUAAUACAAAUUCAAGCAGCUCAUCAAAUACCGGAUCCCAGAGCGGAACAUUAAGUACUAGUCUAAGUAAUACCAAUACAAAUACAACAACAAUGGGUCCUAACAAUGGUACAACACAAAAUCACCAAGGCGAACAAUUGUCCAAAACAAAUUUAUACAUUCGAGGUUUACAACAAGGCACAACCGAUAAAGAUUUAGUUACUAUGUGUGCACAAUAUGGAACUAUUAUAUCCACAAAGGCUAUUUUAGAUAAAACAACAAAUAAAUGUAAAGGUUACGGUUUUGUGGACUUUGAGUGUCCUGCCUACGCUGAAGGAGCCGUCAAAGGACUACAGGCAAAGGGCGUUCAAGCUCAAAUGGCCAAAGUGGGUGUUUGGGUACUACAUAGGCCGGCCAUUCAACAAGAACAGGAUCCCACAAAUUUGUACAUUGCAAAUUUGCCACCCAGCUUCAAAGAGACCGACCUGGAGGGCAUGCUUUCGAAAUAUGGACAGGUGGUGUCAACAAGGAUUCUACGUGAUGCUCAAAUGAACUCAAAGGGUGUUGGCUUUGCCCGCAUGGAAAGCCGUGAAAAAUGUGAACAAAUCAUUGCCAUAUUUAAUGGCACAACUAUUCCCGGUGCCAAAGAUCCACUUCUAGUUAAAUUUGCCGAUGGUGGUCCCAAAAAGAAGAAUCUCUUCAAAGCUCCCGACCAGACCGGACGAACGUGGCGCGAUGUUUCAACCGAGGGCAUUCAAGUCGCAUACGAUCCAAAUGCCAUGCAACAGAAUGGUGUCAGCGUUAAUAUGGGCACACCCAUCGGCGUACCGUACUCACGUUUCGGUGCACCCCAGGUGGGUGGCUAUCCCAUGCCUACCUCACCGUGGUAUCCCGGCUAUAUGAUGACACAGCCGAUCACUCAGGUAGAUGAUCAGUAUGUGCAAAUGGCCGCUGCUCCACAGUUAGGCGUUGCUUCCUAUAAACCAGAUGCUGUCAAUCAAGUGCAACCACGUGGCAUAUCGAUGAUGGUUAGCGGCGACACAGGCGUUCCAUAUGGCACAAUGAUGCCCCAGUUGGCCACAUUGCAAAUUGGCAAUUCGAAUUUCUCUCCAUUACAGUAUAUUAGUCCAAGUUAUCCAUAUUAUGCACAACCUACAACAAUUAUACCAACAAUGCAAAUGACAGAUUCUGAACAGGCUAGCACAGCUGCAUCACCCGAUGAGGCAUAUACGCAGUAUCCACAUGCAGCCGCUCCCAAAUAGGUUUUCGCGAGAUGUAAUAUUCUAAUACCGCACGUGGCACUUUGAAGGGGCUGAUUUUGACUGGAUUUUUCAACAACUACAUCAACAACAACUGUGGCUGAAAGUAUUUAGACAAACAACAACAACAAAAAGAUAAUUCUUAAAAGAGAAAUAAAAUAAAAUACUAAUGAUAGCAACAACAACCAAAAUACCAAACAAACAUUCAUUUACAAGAAAAAGAAGAAGAAGAAAAAAAGAAAACUUAACAUAUUUAAAAAAGGAAACUUUUGUAUUUUUAAUGAAAAAAGAGGAAAAACUAAAGCAAAACAACAACAACAGCAACCAGAAACAGCAGCAACAACUUGAAACCGCAACAUAAUAAACAUGAACAUGAAGACGAUUAACAAAAUGAAGGAUAAAAUAAAAUAAAAACAACAACAAAUUCAAAACAGUAAAGCAAAGACUAAACUAUAAAAUAAUAAUAAUAACAACAAAUAUUAUUAUUUAAAUAUUUGAAACAAAAAAAAUAAAAAAACCAACUGAAACAACAUGAAGAAGAAGAAGAUUAAGAAAAAACAAACCAUUUUUUGCAAAAUGCAAAAUAAAAAAGAACAUUUAAUUUAAAAUUACAUUUAAAUAUAAAAUUAACUCUAGAAAUUUAAGUGAUCCGAGAAGAUGAUAAAGAAGAAGAAAAACACGAAAAGCAGCAACACGGGAAAUAAGGGGGGAAAUAACACAGCAAGUAAUGAGAGUAGAUGUUAGGAAACUGAAAGACAAUUGACUGUGUAGAAAGUUUUAACCUUGGUAAAGAAUAAUAAUUAUGGAAUCAAAGCAAGUUGAGAACACAGCAGACAACAACAAAGAAGUCGCAAAAUAGAGGUUAUUUAUAAACAUCUACACCCAAAGAAUUAAAAGUUGCUGUUAAAAAACUGAGGAACAGAAUAAAAAUUUACAAAAACCAACACAACCAAAAACCAAGAAAUAAAAUCUAAGCAAGCAAGCAAGAGGAACAAAACUUUACAAAGAACACUGAAAACAACAACAAAGAAAAACAACAACCCUUAGGUUAUGUUUAAUUUACAAGUCAUUAUUUUGCAUUGUGCAUUUGUUUUUAAUGCAAAAACUUCUAAAGUUCCUCCAUAAAUACUUGUAAUUAUUAUUUGUUUCAAACGAUUCCUUAAAACUGCCUUGCUCUUUAUAUCUUGUUUAAUUUUUUUUUAAUUCAUUUUAUAAAUGAUGUGUUUUCUUGUGUAAAUGUAUGAGUUGUAGAAAGUUUUUUUUUCUUGUGCAUUUAUUUGUUUUAUAUUAUUUAUUUUUAUUUUCAAAAACAUUGUAUAAGAUUAUGAUUUUUUUUUGUUUAUAUAAACACAUGACAAAUAUGUAAUAAUUUUCCUGCUAGUUGUAAGUUGUUGUAAAAGAAUUUCAUUAUUAUUUUUUUAAAAUUCAUGUUUAUUUUUGUCUAAAUGCAAAUUUACAACUUUCAGGACUAUUAUUAUAUAGACCGUAUUUGGUGCAAUUAGAUUGCAGAAAAAUAUACAGUUUUCCCGACAAUUUGUCUUCAUUGUUUUUGCGGAUUUAAUAGAAUUGUGUGAAAUCUGUAGUAAAUAUCGAGAAAUUGUAAAAUGCUAUUGAAAAUUUAAUCAUAAAUUAAGUUUAUUGUCAUUCAAUGUUAAACGUCAUUCGAUUUGCCUGAAAGUAUGCAGCACAAUUAUUUAAACUUUUCUAGGCAGUAAAAUGAAGUUCCCUUAAGAGAUUUAUACAUCAUUUCCCCAAUAAAAUGACUAAAACAGAAGUCCAAAAAGGUAUCGCCAAUUGACGCAUUGGUAAUACCUUUUUCCAUUUCCAUUUUGCACACCUCUAAAUUCAUACAUCGAUCAAUUUUAAAUUUCUGACUUUGACUACGAUGUGAUAGAAAAUUUGUAUUAAAGUGUAUCAUAGACUCAUAAUUAUUCAGGCAGCGGAAUGCUCUCACUCAAUAAAAAAAAUCGUCGCAAGAUUUUAUAUUUUACUUUUUGAGUCUCUUGAGGAUUUUAUUUAGUCUACUAAAUUUUUUAAAGUACUGUACAGCAUAUUAUGACAUCACCCGUUCAAAAGAAAUUUGUGAUAUUACUCAUUGAAUCUUUCUAUAUAUAUUAAAACAAUAUCUUUAUUGGAGACGCCAUUGAUGUUUUUAUAUAUCAUCUUCCUUGUGGAAGCCGUUUCGACUGGGUCAGUAAUCCAGUAAAUCAAUUUUCGAAAGGUUAGGAUUUUUGGAUGAUAGAAAUCGAUCUCCUCCUGAAAAUUACCAUAUAUUUCUAUUAAUAUAUAGACUUUUAAACAUUAAGGCAGCGAUAUGUUCUCGCUAAAAUUGGAGUUAAUUUUUUAAUUUGUUCUUUCUAGUGAAAGUCGUUUUAACUUGGUCAUCCCUGGCAGGAAUUUUGAAAUCUUUUGGUCUGUUCCAGAACCUGCAAGAAUCUACUAUUUUUGUAUAUUUUUUCGAUAUCAUAAAGGGAAAAUCUGUUAUCGUAGUAAGCAUUCUAGCAGUUCUGGAACAGACCAUUUGUCAUUCUAUGAACAGCGAAAUUUCUUUUCGUUUUGACUUUUAAAUCUUUUUUCUCAAUUUUUUACAACAUGAAGCUUGAACACUAUCGUAUAGACGGUCCAUGUUGGUCAUGGUUUUAAACAUGAGAAUCAUAAUUAAAUGGGUUUAAAAAGAAGGAAGCAAAUAAGAAAACCAAAUUUGUAAAAAUAAAUGAAGGAGAUUUAAUAAGGAAGAGGAUGAAUAGUACUUUGGCAAAAGUUUGUUUUGGAUAAUAAAGAAACCUUUGCCGUUCAAAUAUUCGAUAUUCGGAUGUAUUUGACUUAAAACUGCUAACAGUUUUAGGAAUCUCACUGCAAUCAAUCAAUUGUGAAACUUUGAAAGGCCUGUACUCCCAUAAAGUUGCGUUUUCUUUAAGCUAAGACAUCGGCAUAAUGGAGUUUGUUUUCAGAACCACAAUUUAUCUCUUUUCGGUCCAUUUUACAAUGUCUCUUUGUCAUCAAAGAACAAUUCAAUUGGUUUAACAAUCCACGAAGGAACUUCACACAUUUAACGUCUCAGCAUACGGAAUUUUUAUGAAAUCUGAUACUUUUAUAAAAUAAUGCGUAUUUGCCCUCUUUGAAAUAAGGCCUGUUUUUGUAUGACCAGUGCGAAUAAAAAACACAACACAUUGACAUCCAAAAUAUAUUAUUUAAAUUUUGAAUUUCAAUAAGACGUCAUCUCAUUUUCUUCGAGUACUUCGAGAGUUACUAAAGGCUUAAAUCAAAAUCCAAAAUAUUUUAAGUUUAUUUGAUUUGGCGCUUUUUUCGCAUUUAAUUUUGUAUCGCAUCCUCUAGCAAAAAAUACGUUUGCCUGGCGAAUUUUGGAGGAGAUAGUAGAUGGGGAGAAAUUGUCCUCGAAUCAAUGCAGCUACUUUGAACAAAUAACACGACGAAUAAUGUUUAAAAACGAGGAGAUGAGAGUUUGGAUCCGUUGUUUUUUUUUAUUAUUAGGCAGACAGUUUUUUUGGCAGACAAAGUCGACAAUUGUUUUUUUUUUUUUUUUUUUUUUUUUUGGAAAUUUAAUCUUCAAUGACAAAAUAAUCUCAUUUGUAAUUGAAUUAAAUUAAAUACUGAAAAAUUUUCAAAUAUGGGGCAAAUAACAAUUUUUCGGGAGCUUAUUAUAUCUCUUGAAAUUUAAAAUUAUCAUGAGAAUAAUUUCCCAAUUUGUAAUAUAACUCAAAUUAAAUACUGGGGGAAUUUUCAAGUAUCCGUUAAAUGAUUUUUUUAAGAAAUUUUUCAUUCCGGAUAAGGUUAAAUUUGAAAUGUCAAUAAAACGUAGAAACAUUGAAGACAAGCAAAUAAAUUGUUAAAUUUGUAAUUUGCCAUAACUUGUUUCCUUUUUUAUAUUUAUUUAUAUAUACUUCAUUUAAAAAUCAUAUAACAAAACACACAAAAUGAAACAUAUUGAAAACCAUACAAUAAAUUCAAGGGAAAUUAAAUAAGUCGAACGAAAAUAGAAAAUAAUAGUAAAAAAAACUUAGAAGACAAAAGUGUAAAACAAACAAAAAGGAGAAUAUAGUAGAUUUUUUAUAAAAAGAAACACAAAAGAAAAAACAAAAGAACAAAUAUGAAUUAAAAACAACAAAUGAAGGUAGGUUUAGAAGAAACAAAAAAGAAUCGUAAGAAUAGAUUGACAGAAAAAUAAUAGAAACUAACUUAUAAAGGCAAUGGCAAUGAGAAUUAGUUUAUUUAGAAAUAAAUAAAAAUGGCAAAAUGAGAGAGAUAUUUUGAAAAAAAAAAACUUAAAUUCGUUGAAAAGUAGUCGAAGAAAUAGAUAACUUGAAGUCUAUAAAGUCCACCAAUAUGAAGGCAAUACUAAAGAUUUUUUUUGUAUUUUUAUUAACACAAAAAAGAAGGGAAAAUAUAGAUAUUGAAAAAACUUUUACUAGAUACUUUGUAAGGGAAGCAAAAAUUACAAGAAUUUUUAGUUUGAUUUAAUUUAUAUAGUUUGAAACCCCAUUAUUAUUUUCUAUAUAUAUUUUCCAAAAUAAUUUCCCACUCAAACACACAUACCCAUACAUUUUAAAAGGGAUUUCAUAAAAAAAGUUGAGAUCACUUUUUCAAUACACAAGAAAAACCAAAAAAUUGAACAUGUAUCGCACACAAUGAUGACAAACAGUACUUUAGUAUAUAUGUCAUGUAUUUGAGAAUUAUUUCUUGGUUUUAGCUACGUUAAGAAAUUGUCCCCACUCUCAGAGAGUGAUGGCAGGCAAAUGUGUUUAAUAUAACAAUUUUUAGUGGUGUUGUCAAAUUGAAUUUUUGUAAACAAAUUGACAAAUUUAGAAAAUGAUGUUAUUAGAAAUAGGGGUUCAAUAGCACCACCACAAACUAUAUAGCAAACGCUGAUAGGGGAAAGAAGAGAGAAUGAUUGAAUGAAACGAAAAGUAAUGAAACAAACAACAUUUAGUAGUUUUUUAGUCAGUUGUAGAGUCAUAAGAUCCCGAAAAAAAAACAGAAAUGAAAUGAGAACAACACAACUAAACUGGCAAGUUAUUGUUUAAAUAACUGAAGUGAAAAAAAAAAACAGAAAAAAAAGAAAACAACAGAAUGUAGUUUUAUAUGAAAACAGAAAAUGUAAAAGAAAAAAAUGCUUAGUUUUUAAGGAUGAAAAAAAAAACAGAUGAAAUAAAAACAGAAAGUUUAGGUUUAAAAAAAAAACUAUGUUUAAGCUAGGUUAUCUAUGUAGUUUGUUAUUUUUUAAUUUAUAAAAAUUGUGUUUUAGUGAUUUCUUUUGCUAUUUAAUAUUAAGGUCAGUUUGAUGUAAUUUUUCCAUAAUUUUGUAUUUGUGAUUUUGUGAGGAAAAAACCUGUAUAUUUCUCUCUGAUUUUUUUUUGCAUAAUUUUGUUUUUCAACAAAACGUAACACAAAACAUACGACAUUCCUAUUUUAAGAAAAAAGAGAGCCAAUGUUUUUUUUUCAAGCUAUGACAAAACUAAAACCGAUUCUUAUACUCAAUCCCUUGGAUAUGUUUAUUUUUUUAUUUUUAUUAAAAUAUUUUUUUGUUUGUAAAAUAAUUAAUGGCCCCCAUAACGAAAGACCCCUCGACUUUGUCAUAUGUUUAAUUAAAAAAAAAUAUAUAUGUAUAUAAGAGCGCAUAUUUGAAAUUCUAUUGAAUGGUCCAAUAAAAUAGUAUUGUAGAGUUACCAGGUGAUUAAAUUUUUUUCUACGUUUGUCCGACGUUCGGCGUUUUUGAAUAUUUUAAAAUUCAGUGAUCUAAAAGAAAAGUCCCCGUGGGGCGCGCAUUUAAGAAUUUUGAAGAACAAAAUGCUCAUAAAAAUGGCAAUAAACAUUCGAAUAUCUUAAAAUGUCACACAUUUCUACUACCGCAAGAUUUGGUGCGAAGAUGAUAGAUGUCGACCCACCCCUACUGGUACCUAUCCCACAAAGGUUAAAAUUUAUAUUCGAGUGUUCGAUUUUUAUUCCCUCCGCCAUUCUAUGCAGGGUAUAUUAGCUUUGUCAUUCCGUUUGUAACUCCUCGAAAUAUUCAUAACAGACCCUACAAAGUAUAUAGAUUCUGGAUCAGCGUAAAAUUCUAAGACCAUCUAUAGAUGUCCGUCUGCCUGUUGUAAUCACGCUAUCUUUCGAACGAAUUGAGAACGAAUGCUAAAAUUUUGCAUACAUGCAUAGUAGGCAGUUUAAGUUCGUAAAUCGUCCACGUCGAUCCACGUUAUCGUAUAGCCCCCCUAUAACGGUACCUCCUGAUAUUCGGUAUUUUCAUGAUUUUAGCGACAUUAUUUACCGGAAUUAUUUCAAAUUUCAUCUUUUAAAUACGUAAUAGGUAGCACAGCAUAUGACAAAAAUUGUCUAUGCAGGUCCACGUCUUCGUAUAGCCCCAUAUAACGGUACCUCCCGAUAUUCGGUACUUUGAUGAUUUUAGCAACAUUAUUCACCGGAAUUGUUUCAAAUUUGGUGUUUGAAGUUCGUAAUGAAAACUACAGCCUAAGACAAAAAAAUGUCUGUGCGUCUUCGUAUAGCCCCCAUAUAACGGUACCUCCCUAUAUUCGGAAUUUUGAUGAUUUUAGCGACAAUAUUUACCGGGAUUAUUCCAAAUUUGGUAUUUGAAGUUCGUAAUGAAAACUAUAGCCUAAGACAGAAAAUUGUCUGUGCAGUCCAGGUUUUUGUAUAGCCCCCAUAUAACAGUACCUCCCUAUAUUCGGAAUUUUGAUGAUUUAAGCUACAUUAUUCACCGAAUUUCUUUAUUUAAGUUUCGCAUUUGAAUAUUGUAAAGGUUUAUGACAAAAGUUGCCUAUGCAGGUCCAUGUCAUCGUAUAGACCCUAAUACGUCGGCUACAUUUAGUAUUUUUAAGAUUUCAACAGUGUUUUUAACGGAUUAUAUUUUUUCGAAAUUUUUCAAAUUCGUUACAAAUGGUGGAGGGUAUUCAAAGUUCGGCCCGGCCGAACUUACAGCUUUUUUACUUGUUUUUAUUAAAAUUGAAAAAAAAAUGUGAAAAUCGAAUUGUGUCUCGAAAGAAAUUUAAAUAUGAUCGUUUGGCACGUGAUAGAUCUCUAUAUUUUUCUGAGGUCAUGCCAUACACUGUUCAACCCCGCAACCUCCUUUUUAGAAAAUUCAAAAUAACGUAGAUACAAUAUUAGAAUUUAAUCAGGGAAAAAUUAAAUGGGUGCUUUAUUUCAAUUAUAACUAAAGGUGCCACUUUAUUAGUUCAUUUAAUUUCCUGCAUACCUUAAUUGAAUAAGAAGAAUAAAAAAAUUAUUUUCUACAACCCCUGACUCCACUAAACCCUGGCUCAUCUCAAAAAAGAAUCUUAAAAACAAACUAUAAAAUGAGAAGAAAAAUAUUUGCAGAAAAAAAACUUAUUGAUGUUAUAUGAAUAAAAAAAAAUAACGCCAAAUGUCUUCCUUAUUUUUGACAUGACAAAUGAAUCAACAGUAUAUAUAAAAAUGUCUGUAUGUACAUCUAUUAUAUAGUUUUUAAGACUUUUUUCUUUGUCAAAGAAAACAACAACAACUACAACAAAACAUACAAAUCUAAAUAAAACAUCUAAAUAAACGAAACAACAAAAGAAAAAACACAAAACUAGACUGAUUAUAAAAUUUGUAUAAGAAUUACAAUGCUAAACUUUAAAACAAAAAAGGAAAACUAAAAUAAAAAAAAUUAAAAUAUUACAACAAGAACAUCAAAACAAACUAAAUAAAGAAGAGAAAAAAACAUAAGUUUUGUGUUUCGUUUCGUUUUUGUGUUAAAGUAGAGAACCUUAAAUUGCAUAUAUAAAAUGCACAUUCCAUAUAUCAAACCCCAAUGCCCCAACGCAAAAUCGGAAUAAACCCAAAAUCACAAAUACAAAAUUAUUAAGGAAAAGUAAAUGCUAUUUAUUUUUUAUUUCAUAUUUUUUUAAUUGUGCAAUGUCCUGUUUUAAUUUUUAUGUUACUAGAAAUAAGAUUAAUUUUAUAUAUUUUUUUUGAUUUCUUUAUGUCAUUUUUUGCCUAGCAAAUUAACAUUUAAUUUUUAUUUAUAAUUUAAGAAAUUAAAAACUUUAAAUAAUAAGAACUUGUUUUAAUUUUUAAGGCAAACAAGUAAUUUAUAAGUGAAAUAAAUAAAAAACAAAAGCUUAGAACAUAAGACCUUAGGCAGAACAUAGGUGAUUUUCAUUAUUUGUUUUUUUUUUUUUUUUUUUUUUGGAAUAAAAACUCUACAUGAUAGGGUAACCUUUUUUGAUAGGUCUAAGUUAGUAUUGUAUUAAGAAAACAAAAGAAAAACACAAAACAUUUUUGAUGUAGUCUUAAAAUCCUUUUCAAUAUUAUCUGAAGGAAAAAAAAACGAAAAAACACACCCAAACAUUUUGAAAUUAGAAGUUUAAUAAAAUUUAAUGCAGUUUUUUCAUUUUUUACGAAAUAUGCAAAGGAAUAUAUUGGAAUAUAACUGGACUUUUCUAUAAAAAGAAAAUAUUGAAUUUCUUCAAUUAAAUACAAAUUUAACAUUUUUCCGAUUUUUCCACUAUAAUUCCUAAAAUGUCCUUUUCAAGAAAAAUUGCAUUAAAAUAUUUUUCCUAUCUAGUUUUUUUUCUAUUUAAUUUGUUACUUGUAAUUAAUGUUAAGACCUCUUUUCGUUAGUGAAGUAACCAACAAAGCAUAGGCUCUAAGAUAGAAAACCAACAAUAACAACAAAAAUGUUUUUUGCUGUAAUUUAAGUAGUUAAUUUAUUGCUCUAUUUUUUAAUUGACUUUAUUUUUAAGUUUAAACAAAAAUCAAAUGAUGAAAUGCUUUUAGUCUAUGCGAAUAGGAGAUAGACAGACGGCCAAUGAGGAUAUUUUACAAGCAGUAGCCAUUGGCGGUCGUGAUUUUUUUAUUUUCUACUUUAUUUAAUUUUAUUAAUUUAGUUAUAAGAAAUUUGUUGUUUUUUUAAUUUAGCUAAAGUAAAAUAAUGAUAAUAACUAAAAAUUAAAUGCAAGUUGAUUUACAUUUUUUUUGUAAGAAAAAAAGAAAGAAAAUACGUUUGACGAGGAAUAAGACGACGAAAAAGUUGUAUUGAAAUGUUGACAAAAAAUAAAAUUGAUUAGCGUGAAAUAAAUGUUUGACAGAGAGUGGCUUAGAAUUUAAAUAAUUUUGUUUUUUUAUUUAGUCUUAAUUUUCUGUUUGCUUUUUUUCUUUUAGUGUGAGUUUUGUUUUAAUAAAUCUAAUUUGUUUCGUCAACAAGAAAUUAUUUUUGUUUUAUUUUAUUUUUGUUUAUUUUUAUGUGUUAAAUAACAAACGCACAAUUAAGGCAUCAUACAUUGCAUUGCGAAUAUUUUGAGAAACUAACUUGAAGAAUAUUACAUAUUGGAAACACGUUUAAUUGGGCAUUUUUAAAAGUCAUACAGAAGAUAAAGCCACUGAAAUGGACUUUAAUGUCAUUUAAUGUUGUUAAAAUAUAUCCUUUUCAACAAACUUUAAUAAUUUUUUACUUUAAAACUGUGAAUUCAAAAAAUGUUUUCAUUCCAUUUUAAAAUUUACUUUCAAAACUAUUCACGCUAGACGAGUGGCACAUUUUUUGCAAAAAUAAAAAUAAGACCAUUUGACGUUUUCGUGUUGAUUGCAUGAUCAAUUAUUCGUUUUUAUACCCUCCACCAUGGUAUGUCAUACUGUUUGUAACACCUCGAAAUUUACAUUUUAGACCCCACAAAGUGUAUAUAUUCCUGAUCAGCAUGAAAUUCUAUGUCUAUUUUACGAUGAACGUGCGUCUAUCCGCGCGUCCGUCUGUGGAAAUCAUUCUAGCUUCCGAACGAAUUGAAGUUGGUUGAUAAAAUUUUACUCAAAUGUGUGUUUCGUCCGCAGCACGCUAUACGUCCACGUUUAGUUAUAGUUCCCAUAUAACUGUAUCUCCCUAUAUUCAGUAUUUUGAUGAGUUUAGCGACAUUGUUCAGAUUCGUUUCAAAUUUCAUAUUUGAAUUUCCUAAUAGGUUAUUAGACAUGUACGAUAAUUUUUAUACCCUCAGCCAUAUGGCUAGGGAUGGUAUAUAUCAUUUGAUACGGCCAAAACUUGCCUAGUCGAAAUAACGGUUUUAGACCCUAAGUCUCCUUGUACCAAAUCCGUUUCAGGACAUUUGGAGUUGAUCUAGCGAUGUCCCUCCGUCCGUCUCCCUGUCUGUCUGGCUGGUGCGCACGAUAACUCUCGAAGGGAGUAUCUGCUUUGGUCUAAACUUGGUACGUCGUUAUAUUUUUUUCAAGCUUAGAUCGAGUUCGGAGAUGGACAAUAUCGGGCCACUCCUUCUGAUACCUCCCACACAAAAGGUCGAAAUUUUCAAAAAAUAUUUGCAGAGAAAAAGAAACUAAUGUUUGCUUCAGUACUAGGUCAGGUGCGAAAUGGACAAUAUCGGUCCACUGCAUCAAGUACCUCCCCCACAAAUUUCAAAAUUUUGAAUAACAGAACAGUGUGGCUUGUUUGUUCGGGAUACCGUAGUAUUUUGUUGUUGCAAAAUUUUUAGGCUUUAUCCCUUUAUUGUUGUUUUUAUAAAAACAACGUUUGUUUAUUAGUGGUGAACGAUGGUAAUGUUUACCAGGGGGUAAGGCAGGGAAUACCUAGGUUUCGGAAAGAGCCACCAAUCCUCAUCAGUUCCCUUGUUUUUUGUCUGCCUUGUCUAUUAAACAAGCCACACUGUUCUAUUAAUAGACAAGGCACGGUCGACGAAGGGGUUUUUGUUGUAACAGACAAAACCAACUUACAUGGUUAUGCUAUUUCGUUCAGGUUGAACGAAAGCAUAACAAGUGGAGAAAGAUGUAAAUGUUUAUAAGUGCGGUUGUAAGAUUUAAAAGACUUUCCAAAAGAAUUUUAGUUUUAUUUAAUUCUUUGGUUCCUCUUCUAUUGAGCUUACGAUCUCGUCACUUGGGUAAAAAAUGUUUUUUGUCAUAGAAGUUAUUUUUAAAAUAACAUCUGGGGAGAAUAUCCCAGACAAAAAACAAGGGAACUGAUGAGGAUUGGUGGCUCUUUCCGAAACCUAGGUAUUCCCUGCCUUACCCCCUGGUAAACAUUACCAUCGUUCUCCACUAAUAAACAAACGUUGUUUUUAUAAAAACAACAAUAAAGGGAUAAAGCCUAUAAAUUUUGCAACAACAAAAUUUUGAAUAACUACAACUCUUAUAAAAUGCGAUGUAAGAGUCCGAUUGUCUUCAAAUUUCAAUCAUCCUAAUAAUUUUAUUAACCCAAAGUCUGGUGUAAAGGUGGAAUACGUCGGUUCGCUCCUUCUGGUUCCUCCUAAGCUCAUAAACCGCGAAAUUAACAUCCGAUUCCAUUUAGAAUUGACACAUCUGAAUAUUUCUAUCAACACAGGAUCUGUUAAUAAAAGGGUAGAGAUCGGACAAUUCAUUCUGGUACCUUCCCACAAAGGAUCAACAUUUGAAUAACAAAAACGUUUAUAAAAUCCGAAAUAAGCACAUCCCACUAUUUCCACUAACAAAAGAUCUGUUGUGAAGAUGAGAUAUUUCGUCAACUCCAUCUGGUACCUCCCCCACAAAGGCUUUAAAUUCUGAAUAUCCAUGAAGCUUUUAAAAAGCGAAAUUAACAUCCGAUUCCAUUCAAGACUUGGUACAUCUCAAUAUUUCCAUCAAAACAAGAUCUGUUAUAAAGAGAGAUCGGACCAUUUAUUUUCCUACCUGCCCCACACAGGGUUCAAGAUUUUGAAAAACAAAACGCUCAAAGAAAGCGAUAUAAGCAUUCAAUACUCUUCAAAUCUCACACAUAUAAACAUUUUUGCUAAUACAAUAUCUGUAUUGAAGAUGAUAUAUGUCUGUUGUACAGAUGAUAUAAGGUCACAAUUUUCAAUACUUGUAUAUGUCAUAACUUGCGGAACAAGUCAAAGAUUCUUUACAAAUUGCUAUAUCUAAAUAUAUCUUUUUUGCCAGAAACCUGAGAUGAAUAUGGAAUUAAUGAUUUUCCAUAAAUUGGAUAUAAAUAUUCGUAAUAUUCUUGUAAUAUUACCCAUACGAAUAAUUUUAUAUUUCUUAGAUGAAGCAUGAAAAUGGAAUUCUUCGGCCGACUAUAUCUGGUACCUGACGCUUUUUAAAACCAAGUCCAAACCUGGUACGUCGCAAUAUUUAUAUCAUCUUUAUUUAGGUCCGAUACGAUAUGGCCAAUAUUGGUCGGCAAAACCGACAGAUACUUUUAUGCUUGUUUUAAAAAUUUUUAGAAAUUUGAUACAUUUUUCAUUCAAAAUUUUCAAUUCCAAUAUUGGUUUGACUUUUGGUAUUAUUGGUAUUAUUGGUAUUGGUAUUAUUCCACCAUGGUUUAUUUGUAGUGAGUCAGUUCAUGCGCUCCUUAAUCGACUAAAAACAACGUUUUUUACUGAACUAGUUCACGAGCUUUUCCAGUGAAUAGUUAUAUUGAACACUAGUUUGCACAGUGAUUAUCAAAAAUAACAACACAACAGAAAGAGAAGAAAGUGGAAUAAAAAAACGAUUAACAGAUAUCGAGUUUGUGACAUUUAGACUUUUCAAAUCGAAUCAGGAGUUCCAAGUGCGGACUCGAAAAAGUGCAGUGUUUCUCAAACAAAUAUAAAAGUUAUUUUUAUUUUUUGGUAUACUUUUGUUUAUUAUUAUUAUUUUUUUUUUUUUUUUAAUUUAAUAUUUAAAACAAAAGAAGAAAACGUAGUCCCCUAAGGACAAUAUCUUAUGAGUUUUUUUACAAGUUAAAAUGGCGAUGAUGAUGAAUAACAUAUAUUUUUUUGAAACUUUUUAAAAAUAAAAGAAAACAAAACCUAAAAUACACAAAAACCACAAAAAACUGUUAAAAAAUAAUAAAGCUCAUAGAAGAAACAAAACAUACAAGUUGCUUUAAACAAAAACAGAAGUAAUAGAAAACAUAAAAUGGAUGAAACAAAACACAAAACCAGAAGAUGAAGAAGAAAAAAUCAUAAAAAUAAAUAAGACAAAAUGCAAGAAAACGCAUUCAGCAAAACUCUAAGCUUAAGAAUAUGAAAAAAAUGAAAAAACAAAAAAAAAGAACUUGUAAAUUUCGCUUGUUGCUCUUUAUUAAUUUUUAAGUCGUGCUUGGAGGAAAUUUUUCCCAAGGACAAAUUAAUGGAAUGAAUCUUUGAAAGAUAUUUUUUUCCUUAUUAAUUUUAGCUGUAAAACAAAACAAAAAAAAAACAAUUUUCUAGGAAACCUUUUUGAUUAUAGAAACAAAAAUGUGUGUAAUGAUUUUAUGUAUUUUCCAGAUUUGCAAUUCCUAUACAAACUUGAUAUACUUUGAAAACUAAACGAACUAAAUAUGAGAAUUGAAAAUGUGUCUGAAUUACCAAGGAUAAUGGAAAAUGGUCGGCAAACUCUUUAUCGAACUUUUCUCAGCAUAUUUUCAAUUUUCCUCCUUUUCUUCCUUUCUUAUAACUGGAAAUGCAUUAAUUUUUACCAAAAAAACGAAAUAAAAGAAGAAAACAAAAUGUUUUUUGAAAAACAAAAAAUGGGAAAAACCUACAACAUUAGUUUAGAUAAGAAUGCAAGGCUUUUUGUGCUAAUUUUUGCUUAAGUCUUAAUAGUUAAAAAGUAAAACAAACCAAAAAAAUAAAAAAAGAAUCAAAGAAGAAAAUAAGUAAAUCAUAGGAUUAAAAACAACAACAAAAAUACGAAAAAGAAAUCAUGAAAAAAUGGAAACUGAUGAAAAUAAGAUGCAUUCAUAUAUGCAAUACUAGAACAAAAACAAA
This is a messenger RNA of Musca domestica (house fly), 15626 nucleotides long. RefSeq names its product protein alan shepard (gene shep). Gene Ontology annotation, molecular function: mRNA 3'-UTR binding; poly(A) binding; poly(U) RNA binding. The record is from RefSeq and is a predicted model, not a curated record. NCBI's taxonomy places the organism in Eukaryota, Metazoa, Arthropoda, Insecta, Diptera, Muscidae. The transcript has 11 exons. The coding region runs from base 196 to 1962 and encodes 588 amino acids. Gene Ontology annotation, cellular component: ribonucleoprotein complex; nucleus; cytosol.